Messenger RNA from Alternaria triticimaculans, 2763 nucleotides. RefSeq lists its product as uncharacterized. The transcript has 4 exons. Lineage: Eukaryota; Fungi; Ascomycota; Dothideomycetes; Pleosporales; Pleosporaceae. Gene Ontology annotation, molecular function: protein binding. The coding region runs from base 1 to 2763 and encodes 920 amino acids. The record is from RefSeq and is a predicted model, not a curated record.
AUGGUCGUUCGCACCAUCCACGAUCUGAACGCCCGACAACUCAUCGUGCGGCCGACUCUGCCUAGCCCCUCUACGGACACGGAGCGCUUUUCUCUCGCAGAUGCUGGUCAUCUGAAGCUAAAGCUCCAAGCUCUCGAUCGCGCCAUAUCGAGCAUACGGCCAGAUAGUCCUAGCGAAGAUGAUACUACCAAUAUUGACGAUGCCUGCAAAACAAACCCAUCUGGAGGAUCCGUCUACGUCGCUGGCUCGGAGAGUUUCUACCUCGUAGUAAAAGGCCUCACGGGGCCGCGCGCCACUGCCGAUGCUUAUGCUGAAGCAUACAAGAACGUGCUACAAGGCAGGCCGUAUGCUAACAAAUACAAGCUAUCCGGGUGGGAGGGGCCAACACCCACAUUCUCAGAGAUACGUCCUCUACUACGAGAUAUUGACAUUGCCUGCGAAACCAACCUCGAAAGCGCCUUUGCCAUACUUGAGGAAAGAGCCAAACCCUUUCCCUUCCUCCGACUUCCCGCUGAGCUCCGCCUCCACACAUACUCGUUCCUUCUUCCCCCCGGGCCUCGCAUCCUCCUUGACCCUUCACGUCAACACGUCACGCGUCCACGCCUCAACAUCAUGCGAACCAACAGGCAGUUACACAAUGAAGUGAGGAAGCUCUUCUACGGGAGCCGAAGAAUGUUCAUUCAAGUGGAACCCGGCCUUAUGGACAAAGAAAGCGCAAUAAAAUAUGGCCACGGCCUCAAGUGUUUACACAUGUCAACUACAAUAAACCCGACUAUCCUGCAGCUUCUGAAAGAGCUGGAAUUUCAGUUCCGUAAAGAUCCAUCCGGCGGGUGUUACCCCUCAGAAUCAUGGAUGAACCCCAUGGGCCGCAUAUACUACAUGCUCAAGCUUGAGCGUAUCAGUAUCACCUUCACGGAGAGUGAAUUCUACCGCUUAACUGCAGCGGGGUCUACGGAUCCUAAAGCUUUGGAAGUACAGCGGAUUCAAUACGAGAAGUUGGAGCGCUUUGGCAGAUGGUUUAUAAACCAGAUUCCGCUGUCUGUGAACGUAUCGUGGUCACGCGAAGACGCGGCAAUUUUCUUUAACAGCACUGCUGUGGAGCAGCGAAAGUGGAUAGCUGCGCGGCUCAUGGCAAUGGAAACAACCUCACCACCAGGCCACGACGAGGCUAUGGGCAGCGCUCUUCCAUAUGCUGAUAGUCGUCUAGGAAGACUACCCACAGAGCUUCUUCAGUCCGUCAUCGAUCAUUCCUCGCACUUCCGUCUUCCCAGCAUCGCAUGCAUAAGCCCUGAGCUGCGCGCGCUCGUCGAACGACAGCUAUAUCGCGAUGUGGUCCUAGGCUGGGGCUUCGCGGGAGAUCUAUGGCCAUUCUACCGGACAAUCCAGUCGCGGCCGGAUCUGUCCAGGAAGACCGAAUAUCUCGUCAUCAAAGUUGUUGAUCGCAUGAUGAGUAUCGAGGUUCCCACGCUUGGUGUUGUACCACAGGGCGCGAUGUUCCCCUCUACCAUCCGAGCAGAAAUAGAAGAAACUCGCAUCGCUUGCGCUCUUAUCUUCUGGCAAAUGACCGAGCUCGAAUUCCUCAGCUUGUCGAUUGUACAUGCCGACGAGGACGACGAUGGCAGGCCCAGGCUAGUUCCCAAGUGCUUGAGCAAACUCAUCUCCCAUUUCGAUACUCGCACAGCACAUCUCACGACAUUCCCUGGACUACAAAAGCUACAAAGCCUCAAAUUCGAAGGCACUGAGUUCCACUGGGUACUCGCCAAGUCCCCAAGUCUGGAGGAGAUUGUUCUCACUCGUGCCAGCCACAUCCUGGCCGACGGAGACUCGUCUGCGAUCAAUACUGCUGUCAAAUCUCUCACAUUCCCGGUACAGUCUGCCGUUCUCAAUCCAGCUUGUAGCCACUACGACGCCUUGUCUCCCUUCCUCGCACACUUCCCUCGCUUGGAAACUCUGCGUAUGCCUUUCAACGAUGCCGACGAAGGAGUAACCGGACCACAUUCAAAGUUCAAUCUCGAUCGCGACGAUCAGGGUAGCUAUACUGUCUUAUUCCAGAAGCUCAUGUCAGUGGCGCCUGUCUUAACAAGGCUGGAACUAGACGCAUCUACUCACUGCAGUGAGGAGGACACCAGCUUUCUAGACCACGUAUUACCCGGAGAUGGCUUCCUUAUUUUCAAGGCGCUCAGGCAUCUUUUGGUACCUUAUCAGUGCCUCUUCGGACGAGGCGAGCCGCAAUGGGCACAUAUCCAGCAACCGGCAGAUGAGAUGCUGCCACCAACUCUUGAGACCUUGAAGGUCCAUUUUCCAGAGCUUGCAUUCCUUGACUGGCUUACCACCUUGUCUUACUAUCGGAAACAGCUUCCUGUGCUGGAGCAUGUUGGUAUCGCGUGUUCAAGCUGGGUUGGAGGCUCAUAUGUUGACUUUGCGUUUACUUCGUAUCCGCACCCCGCGCUGGGCGUGCUUUCCUCGAUGGACAUUGAGUGGGGUAUCGAUGUUCCACAGUGUUGCUGGAGGCAGGCAUGGGACGACUAUGAUCUCCGGACUUGGGAUGCAGUUGCGUGGAUGGAUAGGACUUUUGGUCCUUCGUAUCGUGGUACGGUGUUCAACCCCACUCCUGGUGACGACUCAGAGCUAGACUCACCGCCAGUCGUUCUCAAAGAGCAAGCAGAUAGUGGAAGUGCAGUUGAAGUCAAUCCUGAUGCUCAAUACACCGCCGCCGAACUAGCUAUCCUGUGGGAAGCAAGCACUACCGUGCUCUACGAAUGA